Messenger RNA from Pisolithus orientalis, 462 nucleotides. RefSeq lists its product as uncharacterized. Lineage: Eukaryota; Fungi; Basidiomycota; Agaricomycetes; Boletales; Pisolithaceae. The coding region runs from base 1 to 462 and encodes 153 amino acids. The transcript has 2 exons. The record is from RefSeq and is a predicted model, not a curated record.
AUGGCUUUCAAUGCUGCAAGUUCCAGCAGUGCAAGUUCAAGUACAGGAGCUGUUAGGAUGGGCAGGGCUCAACAACAUAAUCAGCCAUAUCCCCCUGCAGGCUCGAGAGGAGCCAAGCCAUCGGUUGUUCUGAAUCCUGAACUGUGGGAAGACCUCGGCAAUCCAGCUAUUCCCCCUGCUAUGUCUCCAUGGCACGCUGCCCUGAAGGACAUGAAUAAGGAUGCAAAAAGGGUUAGUCCCAAUGUGCCCAAGGUAGCUUACUUCUUUCCCAGCCUGAGUCUGUUUGUGAGGGGCGAGUCCUCCAAUCGCCAGCAGAGGUACCUAAGGAAUUGGCUAGUCUCUCAAGUGGGUUGGAUCACUCAUCUUUCUGCCUUGGAUGCAUCUCCUGUUAUCCCUCAGUCCUGGUGGGAUUUCCUGAACACAAUUCCCAAGCAGAUUUCAUCCACAUUUUCUGGUGACUGA